AUGGCCAGAACGAAGCAAACCGCCCGUAAAUCCACCGGAGGAAAGGCUCCCAGGAAGCAGCUCGCCACCAAAGCUGCCCGUAAGAGCGCCCCGGCCACUGGCGGUGUGAAGAAGCCUCACCGCUACAGGCCCGGUACCGUGGCUCUGAGGGAGAUCCGCCGUUACCAGAAAUCCACCGAGCUGCUCAUCCGCAAGCUGCCCUUCCAGCGCCUGGUCCGCGAGAUCGCUCAGGACUUCAAGACCGACCUGCGCUUCCAGAGCUCUGCUGUCAUGGCUCUGCAAGAGGCCAGCGAGGCUUACCUGGUCGGACUCUUCGAGGACACCAACCUGUGCGCCAUCCACGCCAAAAGGGUCACCAUCAUGCCCAAAGACAUCCAGCUGGCUCGCCGCAUCCGCGGAGAGAGAGCUUAAGCUACUCGCUCUCCUACAAACAACGGCUCUUUUCAGAGCCAACUCCCUCACACCAAGAGCUCGCUCCUUUCUUACUAUUACAACAAUAUUAUACUUACACGUCAAUCUUCAUGCUCUUUCUAUACUAGAAACUACGGUCGGCAUGAACGUGGAAAUCACUGACUUCAGUUACAAAAAUGCUUCAUUAAUUUUUAGCAUGAAUUGUUGUAUCCUUAAAUGUCUCCCUCCUUUACUUAUUCACUUUUUUAUUUUUAUUUUUAUUAUUUUUCCUCUUUCUCUUCCCCCGAAGCUCAUCACAUUGGAGUGCUUUGUGCUCGGCUACAUGAUAGACCCUGUGCUCUCAAGUACCUUUGGUAAACUCCUAUUGUUUAAAUGUGCUAUAAAAUACUAUAGACAUGACAGUAAGCCUAACAUGUUAACAUUAGUUUACAGAGGCUGUUAAAUUUGUUUAACGUCAAAAUGUUGGUGACACAAUUUCAUCCUAAUGGUACUGACAUAUUCAUAGGGUUAACUUUUGAGACAAAAUAUGAGGUUGUCAUGAUUUUGUAAAUAUUCCAACUUGUAGUGCAGUUUGCACAAAUUGUUUUAAAAAUGCACUCACCCUACAAACAUUACUGAUGAGUCAAGAUCUGCACAAAUCGACAAACACUGAAGCAGCUCCCCAUUUUAUUCUUGUUUGGUCUAUGAAUGUUCACACUCCUGCUAUAGGUGAGUUUUAAUAAA
This is a messenger RNA of Pelmatolapia mariae (spotted tilapia), 1134 nucleotides long. RefSeq names its product histone H3. Gene Ontology annotation, cellular component: nucleosome. Gene Ontology annotation, molecular function: DNA binding; structural constituent of chromatin; protein heterodimerization activity. The record is from RefSeq and is a predicted model, not a curated record. Lineage: Eukaryota; Metazoa; Chordata; Actinopteri; Cichliformes; Cichlidae. Bases 1 to 411 code for a protein of 136 amino acids. The transcript has a single exon.